AUGGAUAAAGCAACAGCGGCAGCAUGGGUUCAAAAAUUGGAAGCGGAGCCCCGUUCAGAAGAGGAAAAAAGUCUUCGGUUAGAUUAUUUAAAACUUUUGUUAUUCGUAUUACAAAGAGGUCGGUUAAGUGGAAUUUUUAAGAAACAACCACCGGCAGGACCGUUGGAACCUUUUCCUCAAGGUUUUAACAUAAUGGAAAUGGGAAAUUUAAUGAUCGAUCAAGAUGAUGCUCACGGUUGCGCUUCGUACACGAUUGAAAUAUCAAACGAUUUGAGAGAAUUUAUUGCCGCACAAGAAAUACCAAAUUUUGGAGUUCAAAUGUAUUACGCUUGGUCACCGGAUGAACCUGUGAACAAAUGGACAUUGUUUGACGAAGAAAAAUUUCCUCAGUAUGUUUUAGAUAAAAUCAAGAUGUUGAAAGAAAUCAAAUCAGAUGAUAAAACCGGAAAUAGAAAAAUUAAAAAUAUUUGCGAUAUACCGCUAUUGGAAAAAUUGGCAAAAACAAAAGUUAAAAGCCCACAAGAAAUAGAAAAAUCUCAAGAAAGAAGUUAUCAAACCUAUGUUGGAACGGUCGAGCGAGGAGGGAUUAGAUUUAAAAAUGCAUGCGAUGAUGAUCCUAAUGGUCCAUUUCAAAGAAGAGGUGGUGCACAAUCGCAAACAAAAGAUUGUGCGAUUGCGCGGGAAAUCUUGGGCGAUAGUAACAUGGAAGAAUGUUCUACUUUUAUCGGUCAUAUAUAUCGUAACGUCGACUCUCGCCAAAGAGAACCCGCGGCAGGGUGUGCACAACCAGAAACAAGGAGUGCGGGACCAUCUACAAGAACUGCAGCACCUUCGCCAAGAUUUCCAGGACCUUCGCAAAGAAAUACAGGACCUACACCGAGAGCGACAAUGCCUGUAGGAAGAAGUGUUCCAUCUGGAUCAAGACCUACAGCGCCUGCAUGUAGACUUACAACUCCUGUAGCACGAAGUGCAGGGCCUGCACCAAGAAGUGCAAGGCCCGAAUGCACAACGGGAUCAACAAGACAAUGUAUGCGUCAAGAUUUAAGUGCGAAUGCCACAUACGGAGGAUCGUCAAUAAACGAUGUUAGUCUCGAUAGUGGUUUCGGUGGUGAUAUUCCCGAUUCACCAUUUCAGCCGGGAAAUAUAAGCGGGGCAUCUUGUCCAAAUGCGUCCACUUGUCCUUGUCCAUGUCCUCGAGGAAAUCGAAUGCCGAUGAUAUCAACUCCAGGUAAAAAAGGAAUUUAUAAAGACAAUGUUAGUUUUGGUUCCUUAUCUCCCAUUACCGCAGGAGGUAGUCCAAAUCCAGCAAAUUUAAAUCUCAAUAUAGGCAGAUUAUCUGGUUUAACAGACGAAUCGUGCGAUGAUCAAAAUCCUGAACUUGAGGCAUGUGCAGCUCAAAAUCAACCUGCAUGUAAUGCUAAUUGUAAUGGGCCAGAAGAACUUCAGGAAGUUUGUCCAGGAGAUGCUCAGGAUGUUUGUGCAGAUCCGGAAAAUUGUAUUGAAAUUCAAGAAGUUUGCAUUGAUCCAUCGAAUAUUUGUCAACAGUCUCAGGGAAUACGUGAAGAGCCUCAAGAUGAAUGCAUGGAGGGUCAGGACAAUUGUUUAGAACUUCAGGAAGUUCAUGUCGAGCAAACGAAUGAUUGUAAUCCACCCAAUGCCAACUAUGAUUACUUCGAUCAGGGUGGACCUAACGAUAUUUAUGAAGGUUGUGCCAAUUCUGAACCAAACGAUCCUUGCGAACGGAACCUUCGAACCGAAAAUUAUGCUAAUUAUUUUUCUCUGAGUGCACCACAAAUGCGAUUUAAUACACUUGGUGGUGAUGAUGGUGCGGGAGAACAAUGUUUCCAAGGACCACAUUCAAUUCCAAGGUCCGAAGGGAUGCAAAACGGAAACGUGUCUUGCCCUCAAGCAAAUGAAAACCAACCACAAUCUCCAAGGAAUCCCGUAAGAGAAAAAUAUAAUUUGCACAUGCCUGGAAUAAAAUUUUCCCACCUAAAUUCUAUUAAACCUAUUGGUGGUUGA
Messenger RNA from Pediculus humanus corporis (human body louse), 2022 nucleotides. RefSeq lists its product as uncharacterized. Bases 1 to 2022 code for a protein of 673 amino acids. The record is from RefSeq and is a predicted model, not a curated record. The transcript has 15 exons. NCBI's taxonomy places the organism in Eukaryota, Metazoa, Arthropoda, Insecta, Psocodea, Pediculidae.